AUGUCCAGCACAAGCCGCUACCCGGCCCUUCCGAGCCGCAUGUCGCUCAUCGCCUUCAAGACGCGUCUGAAAGGUGCACAGAAGGGGCACAGCUUAUUGAAAAAGAAGGCCGAUGCCCUGGCGCUGCGCUACCGGACGGUGAUGGGUGAACUGCGCACAGCGAAGCUCGAAAUAGCGAACCAGAUCAAGGGCUCCUACUUCACCAUCACGCAGGCACAGUUCAUUGCCGGAGAUAUUAGCCUUGCCGUGCAGGAGUCGCUCAAGAUCCCGACGUACCGGAUGGAGCUGCAUGUGGAGAACAUUGCUGGCGUGCAGGUGCCGAGCUUUCACACCCAAAACGACGACGUCGCCGACAGUCAAGGCGAUUCUGCGGCGGAGUCGCGCCUGAAGGGCUACAACUCGUACUCCACAGGCGCCGUCACCGGCUCCCUCACAACUGGUCUGGGUAAGGGUGGCGAGCAGAUCAAGGAGGCCUACGCCGCCUUCCGCCACACCCUCUCGCUCCUCGUCAAGAUCGCGUCCCUGCAGACGAGCUGGAUUACGCUCGACAUUGCGCAAAAGGUGACGAACCGCCGCGUGAAUGCCCUGGAGAAGGUAGUGAUUCCGCGCGUGCAGAACACCCUCAGCUACAUCGCUUCAGAGCUAGACGAGCAGGAGCGUGAGGAGUUCUUCCGUCUUAAAAUGGUGCAGAAAAAGAAAAUCACGGCAAAGAUCCAGCAGAGCGCGCGCCAAGCUGAAGCGGCCGACAUCGAGGCGGAGCGGACGCGGAAGCGCAACCUCCUCAUGGUCCAGCGCGACGGAGGCGUGGUCGAGGCGGACAUGGUGGUGUAA
This is a messenger RNA of Leishmania mexicana MHOM/GT/2001/U1103, 831 nucleotides long. RefSeq names its product putative vacuolar ATP synthase subunit d. Lineage: Eukaryota; Euglenozoa; Kinetoplastea; Trypanosomatida; Trypanosomatidae. The coding region runs from base 1 to 831 and encodes 276 amino acids. The transcript has a single exon. Gene Ontology annotation, molecular function: proton-transporting ATPase activity, rotational mechanism. Gene Ontology annotation, cellular component: vacuolar membrane; proton-transporting V-type ATPase complex. The record is from RefSeq and is a predicted model, not a curated record.